UCCAAUCGUCCUCCCGCGGGACACUUGCACGAUGUGCGCCGAGAAGUUGGCUAAAGCGCAGACGAUCGACCUGAGGCGGAAGUUCAUUGGGCCAUCAUGCAAAAUAUUCUUCAGUGAUGACCCCAUUAAAAUGGUGCGCGCCAGGGGUCAGUACAUGUUUGACGAGAAGGGUCAGCGCUACCUGGACUGCAUCAAUAACGUGGCGCACGUGGGUCACUGCCACCCAGAUGUGGUUUCGGCUGGCGCGCAGCAGAUGGAAACGCUCAACACCAACUCGCGCUUCCUCCACGACAACCUGGUGCUGUACGCACAGCGGCUGCAGGCCACCUUGCCCGCUCAGCUCUCCGUCUUCUACUUUGUCAACUCGGGAUCGGAGGCCAACGACCUUGCCCUUCGUCUCGCCCGCCAAUACUCAGGCUGCCAAGGAAUCAUCACCCUGGACAACGCCUAUCACGGCCACGUGACGUCUCUCAUCGAAAUCAGCCCCUACAAGUUGCACCAUCUGGCGGACGCGCCGCUCAAUCCAUUUGUCCACGUGGCCCCGAGCCCGGACGUGUACAGAGGUAAAUACAAAAAUGACCACCCGGAUCCGGCCAAAGCAUAUGCCGACGAAGUCCGAGAUAUCAUCCGGCGAGUGCAAUCGAAAGGAGGCAAGAUCGCCGCUUUUAUCGCAGAGUCUUUGCAAAGUUGCGGCGGGCAGGUUAUCCCCCCUGCGGGCUACUUCCAGCAAGUGGCCGACCACGUCCGUAAAGCAGGUGGACUCUUCAUCGCCGAUGAAGUCCAAGUGGGCUUCGGCCGGGUCGGCAGCCACUUCUGGGCCUUCCAGCUCCAGGGUGAUGACUUUGUGCCCGACAUCGUCACCAUGGGCAAGCCCAUCGGCAACGGGCACCCCAUGUCGUGCGUCGUCACCACCAGGGAGGUGGCCGAGGCCUUCAUGUCGUCGGGCAAUGAGUAUUUCAACACGUUUGGAGGUAACCCGGUGUCGUGCGCCAUUGGUCUGGCCGUCCUUGACGUGAUUGCCAAGGAAGACCUGCAGGGUAAAGCCUUGCGUGUCGGCGGCUACCUGACCUCCCUGUUGGAAAAACAGAAGGAGAAGCACCCACUGAUUGGUGAUAUUAGAGGUCGCGGUCUAUUCGUGGGUGUGGAACUCGUGAGGGACAGAUCCAAGCUCACACCCGCGACGGCGGAGGCCCAAGAGGUCAUAUAUCGGUUGAAGGAACAGCGCGUGCUGCUGAGCGCCGACGGGCCGCAUCGCAACGUGCUCAAGUUCAAGCCCCCCUUGUGCUUCAGUACCGAUGACGCCGACUUUGUGGUGGACAAAAUGGAUGCCAUUCUCACAGAAAUCGAAACAGCAACAGGUUUGACCAUUGCCAGUAUACUGAAUGGUGACAGUGGAUAAACGCCCUUUUGCGUCAUCGCCACGGCUGCAAAGUCAAAAAGGUAUCGGUCUGGAAAUCCCGAGACUAAGCAAGCGUGCUGCUGGCAACACAACAUAAAGCUUGAUUGUCAAAUAAGACGAAAAUUAAGAGGGAGGAGGAUAAAGGUAAAUUUUAGCACUUGGUCUAGUCAAGUCUGCAACAUGUGAAAUGCAAUUUAAUAUGCGCAGCGUCCUGGUUUGUUGGUGCUGAAUGAGUUGAUCUUGAUGGGACAUUUAAGGACAUCAGGGUAAAGGGACGCUUAAGUGAGGAAGAUUGGGACGCCCGGUCAGCAUGGGGCAAAUGGCACUUAAUGACUCCUGUAGGAGGAUUUUUUUUUAAUACCAUAUUUAAUUCAUGAUUUAGGUUUCUAAUUCUUAAUAGAUUUAAGGUUUGACUCAUGCAAUAUGUUUUAAAAUUUUGAUUUUUGUGCUUCUUUAUCGCUCAAUGUCGAAAGCUUUACAGACAUUAAAUGCAGAAUCAAGCAAAUGUGA
Molecule: messenger RNA, 1909 nt
Organism: Syngnathus acus (greater pipefish)
Lineage: Eukaryota; Metazoa; Chordata; Actinopteri; Syngnathiformes; Syngnathidae
Gene: etnppl
Product: ethanolamine-phosphate phospho-lyase
Exons: 14
Coding region: 32-1399 (455 amino acids)
Cellular component (GO): mitochondrion
Molecular function (GO): pyridoxal phosphate binding; transaminase activity; ethanolamine-phosphate phospho-lyase activity
Source: RefSeq, a predicted model, not a curated record